Messenger RNA from Rotaria socialis, 543 nucleotides. The record is from the annotation of a GenBank genome assembly. Lineage: Eukaryota; Metazoa; Rotifera; Eurotatoria; Philodinida; Philodinidae.
AUGCCACUGUCGGUUGAAUCGGAGAUCGACCUUCUUUAUCAUCUAUCAACAAUGUCUGAACAUGUUUUACCGAAAGGAAUAUUUUAUCUUCUACUAUGGAAGCGUCUUAAUCAAUCCAGUAUUCCACCGGCUUUUUCAUUCAAUGAAAUGGUUGAUCAUCUUCUUAUAUUAUAUGACGAAAGUGUUUUUGAUAAUCCAGAACUACCUGAAUCACAGGAUCAUGACUUUGAAUGGAAUCCAAUUAAAGUUGAACAACACUUAGAAAAUGAUUUGCCAAACAAGAUUGAACCAACAACACCUCAAUCUGUGACUAAAACACGUAAACGUCCAACAUCACCAUCAUCCACUACGACUAAUAGUGAUAUUGGUCGUCGUAGUAGUCGACAAAAAACUAGUAUACAAAUAAAAGAGGAAGAACAGCCACCAACAACACCACAACCAAAAAUUGAAAAGCGAAAAUCUGUUAAAGAUUCACCACGCAUAUCAACACGAUCAAUACCCAAUAAUGAUUCCAUUGGUACACGUUUAAGAGGACAAAAAUAG